Molecule: messenger RNA, 2637 nt
Organism: Penicillium cataractarum
Lineage: Eukaryota; Fungi; Ascomycota; Eurotiomycetes; Eurotiales; Aspergillaceae
Exons: 2
Coding region: 1-2637 (878 amino acids)
Biological process (GO): protein phosphorylation
Molecular function (GO): ATP binding; protein kinase activity
Source: RefSeq, a predicted model, not a curated record
AUGGAUGCAUUCAAUACAGCUGCCUUAUGUUGCGAAGUCAUCUGGAAGACUGUGGAAGCCGCCGCCGCGUUCGGGAGGGAGUCUCAAUCACUGGUCGCUCGUUUCAAGUACGAUGCCCGCAUUCUUCAGCACUUUCACGACUACUUCUCACAGCAACGAGCCACGGUCCUCGGAUUAAGCCCAGAGGAUGAACAGAUCCUAGAGGACAGCAUUUCUUACCUCGGGCCGCUGUUGAAGCGCGCGGAAUUGUGCAAGACCAAGCUUGAGGCUCAGAGUCGCUGGUCCAGGGAAUUCAGCAGGCUUACUUGGUCUCUGCGGCGAAAUGAAGUGCAAGAACUUGAAAAGGAGCUUUAUGAAUGGGCGAGGAGACUCGAUCUCCGGUUAAUUGCGCUACCUGAACGGGCGCGAGCUGUAAUGCUUGUGGGGGAGUCACAGGAGACAAUGACCCCAAACGUGGCCACCAGGACGCGGAUCGAGCGGUUUGCAGCGAAAGCUGCUUCUGCAAAGAAGGCCGUUUGGGGUCCCCUUCUAGUGACACCUGAUCAGGUCCAGACUAUGGGCCGCCGGCAAGAGUCGCGUUUCUCUUUAGGGCUUCUCCACGGGCGAAACAUCCUACUGGAAUUCCGGUCGCAAAUGGAACAUCUAGACGCCAUUUCCUUGGAACGUCAAAAGGCCGAGCUGGGUGAAUUCGUGGCAGCGCUCAAUUAUCUGGACUCAACAACCACCGGCCUCUUGCGGUGCCUGGGGUUUUAUUAUAACUCGAAACCCUCGCCACAUUUUGGUCUUCUGUACCAAUUGCCUAUCGACCGUGAUGAGAACUUCAUAUCCUUCAAAGAGCUUCUGGAUCUCCGUGACCCACAUGGGCGGCGGAUGAAGCUCAAGUAUUCCCUCAAUGAACGGCUGGAAUUUGCGCGAAAAUUAGCCACUGCCAUCUUCUUCGUUCACUCUCUAGGUUGGGUUCACAAGGCAAUUCGGUCUCAGAAUAUUGUUCUUUUGGGAAAGUACCCUGCAAGGGAGCAACCAGAUGAUGGGCGAGUCCCGAUGAAAUGGACCCUCGGAUCUCCUGCCCUGGUAGGAUUUGAGAUGGCCCGUACAAGCGAGGGUGACACUGAUCCUGGCCGCCGUAGGCGUAUGCCGUUAGAGAUAGGGGUUUAUGUACAUCCUGACCUGCAGCAGCCCUCCGCUCAUGUACGGCACAGUAUGUGUCAUGAUAUCUAUAGUCUUGGUGUCAUUCUACUGGAGGUGGGUAUAUGGUCCAGUGUGGAGAAACUGCCACUGCUUCACCCAGACAUGAAUCCCACGGAAAUCAGUCAGGCGCUACGAAAGGUAGCUCGUGAGACGGAGUUAAUGAUGGGGCGGCGGUACCGCCAGACCGUUGAAUGGUGUUUGAAUCAAGAGCACGUUGAAGAUACUGGGAGCGUUAGAUUGAUAUCCGAGGUACUCGAGAAACUGGAAGACCUUGCAGAAUCAGAUGUUUUGGUUCCAACUUUUGAUAGUGGUUGUUUCAUUGUCAUCGCUCCUUGGAAGAUGGAGGCUCUCAACCGACUACGUACAAGGUUAGACAAAAACCGCACGCCGAUCGCCCAUGGUGUUGAGCCAAAACCCUUCAAUGCCACAGCUGCCCCUCAACCCCGCACCGAGCCAAGUACUUCAAGUAACCCCAAAUGUUCACCGUCAAAUCUUGUCUCGAGACGUUCACAAUCAUGGCCGGUGGAGUUAGAAACACCACGGUCUCAUCUCAAGGUACUCGUCUACUGCGUUAGCUUGGGCCAGCUGAGAUCUAGAACUUCGGGGUUACCGCAGCGAGACCUGAGCUGCUGGACCUUCAUUUCAUAUGGUCUAGCCAAUGUUGCCGGGGGUGAACUUGUUAUGACCCUUCUAAGACGAGAUUCUGAAGGCCCUACUGCAUAUCCUUUAGAUUUUUUGCGCAUCUGCGACCGGUUUUACGGAGAAGCUCAGCGACAUUACAAACAGCUUCGUCGUUGGCAGGUACUAGAACUUGAAGAACCCCUGUUUGAUCGCGAAGACUUUCACACAGUCAUUCUGGGCUUUCAAAAUACGGCACUUGUGGGAAUGGAGAUUCUGGAGGCCGAAAAGGUCAUUAAACCAUAUUUUCAUGUUCUUCUUUUAACGGAUGAAGAGGCUGCUGUUGCCGAUAAACACGGCAUGAUGCGCGCAUUUAUCGCUCGCCUGGGCUCAUCCCCUUUCUUUCCCCGUCCACAAUUCGUGGAUCGGGAUAGAAAAUCGGGCAGCAGCCUGUCCAAUAUGAAGGGAAGUUCGUCAGUACGCACAUCUUCAAAUCAGUUGGCAAUAAAGGGGCUCAAUGUGCUUCAGGAGGGGAUGGACAUUUACCUGCUUGUGCCACCUGGUCAGGCCGAAGACUUCAAAGCCUCAAUCCCAUUUAGGAGCACUGUGGGUCAGAUUCCGCUGCGAAUUGAGUCAGAAAUGCAUGAGGCAUGUGACAGUGUCUACUAUUGGGAAAAGCCAAAUGAUUCUCCUACGCAGCGGCUAUGUGCUGGACCUCUAGCCAGCCAACUAACUGCAAUGAACUUUCUCAAUAUUUGUCCAAACCAGUCCGCGCCUGCGAUUACGCCAGUGGAGGAUGGUUGUUUAGGUAAGUACUUGAUAACUACCUAA